CCGGCGUGAAAUCAACGCCUGAAAGAAAGAACACUCAAGAAGCGUACAAGCGACGUGGGGAAAUCACGAAAUCAUCACCUAUAUAAACUGAAAGCAGAGAGAUCCCUUUUCAUCUCAUCCCUAUACAGUCUCUACAAACCCUAAAGCUUGAUUUCAGUUUCUCAGAAUCCGAAUCGUUACCAAAUUUGAAGAUCGAGAAGCAAGAAUGAGGAUUGAUGUCUCUGAGCCAGUGCUAUGCGGUUGCGACACGUGUGUCCAGCAUCGCACUUUAUGCAUGUCCAAUACUCAAGAAACCGAACCGAGCAAUGUGAUUGGCUCAUCCGUUACUUCAGUUCCUGUUAGUUCCGAACCAGUGCAAGCUCUUGGCGAUGAGUUUUCUUCCGCUCUUGGUUCAACCUCAGACCAAAGUUCCGAAACAGAGACUCCAUUCGCUCCUCCUGUCACCACAUCGGUUAAUCCUGAACCAGCGCAGUCUGAUGACUCAACCAUCUUCAAGUUCCCACCAGUUAGUUCCGAGCCAGCACAAGCUCUUGCCCCUACCGCUGCUUCCGGUUCAAUGCAAGGCACUGCUUUUGGUUUUGGUGCAUUUGCUGCUCACAGAUCAUCUUUCUUCGGUGCAUCUUCCACCUCCGCAGUUAACGGUUCUUCGCCAUUCAGUUUCGCACCUCCUGUUACAUCGGUUAGUUCGGCACCAGUGCAAUCUCUAGGCACAACCACUACAUCCGCCGCUUCUGCAUCCUCAACUUCAUCUCCAGCUAACAGUUCUUCUUCACCAACCACAUUCCAGUUUGCUCCUGCUUUUACAUCAGUUGCUCCUUCCGGACCAUCUACAUUAGGGCCAAUGCAAGCUCCUACUUUUGCCAGACCUGAUGUUGGUGUCUCUCCAACAGCUCCUUCAGGGUAUUUUGGUCAAAAUCAGUUUUCUUCACCAAAAAAUCCAUUCGGAAGCUAUUUGCAUCCAGCGUUUGGUGGUAGACAUCCCUCUAACCUUUUUGGACCAAACCCACAAACUACUAUACCAGUGUCUGGUCGUAGUCCAUUUUGGGCUGCUGUUGAAACUGAACAAGGUAGUAGGUAUCCUCGCUAUGCACCUACACCAGAUCUUGAUUAUUCUGGAGGUCCGGGCAAGCAGAUUAUUUCCAUAUCUGCUUCCAACUCACAUGGACAUAAAAGUCAUGAAGAACUGAGGUGGGAAGAUUACAAAAAGGGAGACAAAGGUGGGUUUGGGUGGUUUCCUGCUGCUCAUACAUCUCCCUUUUCCUCACCAACGGUAUCACAGUCGUUAUUUGCUUCUCCAAGCAUACCUCAUCGUCGUCCUCAGAUGAGAACAAUUGUUCAACCGCACGGAGACAUGACUGGUUUUCCUUUUGGCUACACCUUCCCCACUGCUGUUCAGAGACCCGCUGGUGUUUCUUCCCCAGCAUCUGGAUGCACAGCGUGUGGAGCCACGAGUAGCUCCUCUCCUUCUAGUCCCUUGGGCUUGAACGGUACCACCACAAAUCCUCCAUCAUUUGCGGCAUCUCUUCCCGGGUUGUUCUUAUCUACCUAUGGUUCUUGUCCUUUGCUGUUUGGCACACCAAAUUUUGCUGCUUACGGUGCAACAACUGCUCCAGCGGUCCAAGCCUAUGCUGUGAUAUUUGGUACAAAUUUUACUCCUCAAGGUGCAACAGCAACUCCAGCAGUUCAGCUCUAUCCUAUGAUGUUUGGAACACCAAAUCUAGCUGCUCAAGGUUCAGCAACAGCUCCAGCAGUUCAAGCCUAUCCUAUGAUGUUUGGGACACACAAUCUUGCUGCUCAAGGUGCAACAGCAACUCCAGCAGUUCAGCCCUAUCCGAUGAUGUUUGGAACACCAAAUCUGGGAGCUCAAGGUACAACAACAACUCCUGCAGCUCAGCCCUAUCCUAUGAGGUUUGGUGUUACUCAAGCUACAACAACUCCAGCAGCUCAGCCUUAUCCUAUGAUGUUUGGGACACCAAAUCUUGGAGCUCAAAGUAUAACUCCAGCAGCUCAAGCCUAUCAUCCUCCCGUUAAUGGUUUAAGUAUUCCAUUUGCCGCCAUGAGUCUGCAGUAAUUUGCUCCUCGCUCUGCAUCAAAGUUGUGUCUUUUAUCUUGUAGUUCUAAGGUCUUUGUUUUUCCUUAAAGAGUCAUAAACCAAGUGUCGUCCCAACUUUAUGAUUUUCAGCUAAUCAUGGAUGUAAACAAGUCUCGUAAAACAUCGUUAUUUUGAGUUUA
Molecule: messenger RNA, 2232 nt
Organism: Brassica oleracea var. oleracea
Lineage: Eukaryota; Viridiplantae; Streptophyta; Magnoliopsida; Brassicales; Brassicaceae
Product: nuclear pore complex protein NUP98A-like
Exons: 3
Coding region: 206-2071 (621 amino acids)
Biological process (GO): post-transcriptional tethering of RNA polymerase II gene DNA at nuclear periphery; protein import into nucleus; RNA export from nucleus
Cellular component (GO): nuclear pore; nuclear pore cytoplasmic filaments
Molecular function (GO): structural constituent of nuclear pore
Source: RefSeq, a predicted model, not a curated record